Molecule: messenger RNA, 1216 nt
Organism: Agelaius phoeniceus (red-winged blackbird)
Lineage: Eukaryota; Metazoa; Chordata; Aves; Passeriformes; Icteridae
Gene: RIT1
Product: Ras like without CAAX 1
Biological process (GO): signal transduction
Cellular component (GO): membrane
Molecular function (GO): GTP binding; GTPase activity
Source: RefSeq, a predicted model, not a curated record
UCGGGCCCCGCCCGCUGCGCUCCCCGGCCGGGGCGGGCCCGGGCGGGCGCUGAGGCGGAGGAGCCGCCGCCAUUUCGGUGUCGCUGUGAGCGGGGCCGGGGCAGCGCUGAGGGGGCGGCGAUGGAUCCCGGAGCCCGCCCGGGCGGCGGCGGCGCCCCGGGGCAGUCCCGCGAGUACAAACUGGUGAUGCUGGGCGCGGGAGGCGUCGGCAAGAGCGCCAUGACCAUGCAGUUCAUCAGUCACCGCUUCCCAGAGGAUCAUGAUCCCACCAUCGAGGAUGCCUAUAAAAUCCGGAUCCGCAUCGACGACGAGCCUGCCAACCUGGAUAUUUUGGACACAGCAGGACAGGCAGAGUUCACAGCCAUGAGGGACCAGUACAUGAGGGCAGGAGAAGGUUUCAUCAUCUGCUACUCCAUCACGGACCGGCGCAGCUUCCACGAGGUGCGCGAGUUCAAGCAGCUCAUUUACCGCGUGCGCCGCACCGACGACACCCCCGUGGUGCUGGUGGGCAACAAGUCUGACCUGACCCAGCUGCGCCAGGUGUCCAAGGAGGAAGGCUCUGCCCUGGCCAGGGAGUUCAGCUGCCCCUUCUUUGAGACGUCGGCCGCGUUCCGCUACUACAUCGACGACGUGUUCCACGCGCUGGUGCGCGAGAUCCGCCGCAAGGAGAAGGAGGCCGUGAUGGCCAUGGAGAAGAAAUCCAAGCCCAAAAGCAGCGUCUGGAAAAGACUCAAGUCCCCCUUUAGGAGGAAGAAGGAUUCAGUCACUUGAACAGCAACUUCCUCUGCAGAACAGGACAAAAGCUGUGACCUUUUGUAGGCAGAGGAGCUCGGUGAUGAUGCUGAGGGGACGUGUGACACCUGAGGGGACUUUGUGAGGGAGGGAAUGCCCAACCCUGCCUGUUGUUUUUCUUUAGAACCCUGUUGCCUUGAUUCUGGGUGUUGAACUUCACACCCAGGGACAGUUGUACUUUGUUUGUUGUCAUUUGUUUGUACUGGACCCAGCAGGUGUUGGCCAGCAAGGCCCAUGGGUUGGUGGCCCCGCACUUUGGAGUGUUUGUCCUUGGUCACAGCGCCCUGGGAGCUGAACUGUGCAAAACAUUCCUGGAGUUGGACCCAGCCUCACUGAAUCUGUGGUUUUCCCAGUUGGAAAAGGGGAUUUUGCUGCUCUCCACAAUGACAGCCCACAGUGUGAGAGGCUGAACAAAGUGUCAUGG